GGAGGAUCCCGAGUCGGGUCCCGAGCCAGGAGCAGGUCUCUGGGCUCCGGGCUGGGGGCGGCCUCUGGGUUGCCGCGAUGGCGACCGCGUGGCGGGGAGGCCUCCUUCGGCUCUGCUCCGUGCUCGGCCUGUCCUGCUUGGCGUUCUCCGUGCUGCUGCUGGUGCAGCUGACAGACGCCGCCAAGAAUUUUGAGGAUGUCCGAUGUAAAUGUAUCUGUCCUCCCUAUAAAGAGAAUUCUGGGCAAAUUUAUAAGAAGAACAUAUCCCAAAAAGAUUGUGACUGCCUUCAUGUUGUGGAGCCCAUGCCUGUGCGGGGGCCUGAUGUAGAGGCAUACUGUUUGCGCUGUGAGUGCAAGUACGAGGAGAGAAGCUCUGUCACAAUUAAGGUUACCAUUAUCAUUUAUCUCUCUAUUUUGGGGCUUCUGCUUCUGUACAUGGUAUAUCUUACCCUGGUUGAGCCCAUACUGAAGAGAUGUCAAGUGCAAGAUCACCAGCCUUUUGCAAAUGCCCAUGAUGUGCUGGCCCGCUCCCGGAGUCGAGCCAAUGUUCUGAACAAGGUAGAGUAUGCCCAGCAGCGCUGGAAACUUCAAGUUCAAGAGCAGCGAAAGUCUGUCUUUGACCGUCACGUUGUCCUCAGCUAAUUGGGAAUGGAAUUCAAGGAGACUAGAAAAACAGCAGACAAUUGGAAAGAAGUAACCGAGUUUUCCUGGGUUUUAUUUUAAUACCCUGUUGAUUUCACCAACUCUUGCUGAAGACUCAAAAUUGGAAGCAAAAACAUGCAUAGUAUUUUUUCUUGUUAAUGUACCAAUGGAGACAUUUUUAAAAGCACAGAGUUCAAAGUCAGCCUAUAAGUCUUUUCGUACUUGUGACUUUUACUAAUAAAAUUAAAUCUGCCUGUAAAUUAUUUUGAAGUUCUUUACCUGAAACAAGCACUCUCUUUUUCACCACACAGUUUUAACUUGAUUUUCAAGAUAAUAUUCAGGGUUUGUUUUUUUUUUCUUUUUGGUGGGAGAAGGGAGGGCUGCGUGGGAAGUGCUUAAUGCAGCUCUUCUCAAGUCACUUUACUAAGCAAUCUUUUGUAAAUAGCCCACACCUAUUUUCAAAUCCGUUAAUCUUUUCCAGUGUAACCAGCCUCAUCAAAGAAUGACUUACCCAUUUGACUUUUGCACUGACCAUGUUAUCUAGGUAUUCUGUUGGCCUGUGGCUGCAUUUUGUGGUAACCUGGAUCUGAAAUGCCUGUCGGCUCUUCACAAAAUGCAGAUUUUCCUCAUGUACUGUGAUGUCUGAUGCAAUGCAUCCUAGAACAAACUGGCCAUUUGCUAGUUUACUCUAAUGACUAAACAUAGUCCUGGUGUGUGUGGUCUUCCUCAUCUUUUAGUAUCCUUAAGGACUUGGACACUUGCAAUAAAGAAAUUUUCUUUUAAACCCAAGGCUCCCUGGGUCUAGUCAUGUGGAAAGGCAGCUGUUUGAGCUCUAAUAUGUGCAGCUUUGAACUAGGACUGGGGUUCUGGUUGCCUUUCUCUGAAAAGCAUAAUAGUUAUUGGAUAACUGGCUUUUUUCUUCCUAUGUCCUCUUUGGAAUGUAACAAUAAAAGUAACUUUUGAAA
Castor canadensis (American beaver) is the source of this 1606-nucleotide messenger RNA. The record is from RefSeq and is a predicted model, not a curated record. Lineage: Eukaryota; Metazoa; Chordata; Mammalia; Rodentia; Castoridae.